Messenger RNA from Xylona heveae TC161, 921 nucleotides. Its product is annotated as histidinol-phosphatase. The coding region runs from base 1 to 921 and encodes 306 amino acids. Gene Ontology annotation, biological process: L-histidine biosynthetic process. The transcript is spliced from 3 exons. Lineage: Eukaryota; Fungi; Ascomycota; Xylonomycetes; Xylonales; Xylonaceae. Gene Ontology annotation, cellular component: cytoplasm. Gene Ontology annotation, molecular function: histidinol-phosphatase activity. The record is from RefSeq and is a predicted model, not a curated record.
AUGCCCUUCUCUCACCAUAGCCAUUCGGGGCAAUUUUGCUCACACGCAAAAUGUACAUUGGAAGAGAUGAUCCAGACUGCGAUUGCGCGGAAAAUGCGUGUCUUCGCUCUGACAGAGCAUAUGCCCAGAGACCAUGCAGAUUUGUACCCUGAGGAGACCGAAGCUGGAGAGACAGAACAAUACCUAGUCAAUAAAUUUGAUGCAUACUACGCAGAAGCUCUACGACUGCGGCAGGUUUACGGAUCCCAGAUUGAACUGCUCAUUGGCUUCGAGACAGACUGGAUCAGGCCCUCAUCGCGGACCAUGAUUGAGAAAUUACUUGAAAAGUUUCAGUUCGACAUGUUCAUGGGCUCAGUACAUCACGUGCACACUAUUCCCAUUGAUCUUGACGAUCAAACAUACCAGGCCGCACGUGAUAAAUCAGGUGGCACUGAUGAGAAGUUGUUUGAAGAUUAUUUUGACGAUCAAUUCGAAAUGCUUAAAGCGACUCGGCCCCCGCUUGUAGGACACUUCGACCUGAUCCGCCUUAAGAGCGAUGAUCCAGACCGCACGUUUCAGCAGUUCAAAGGAGUAUGGCGCAAGGUUCUUCGAAACUUGGACUUUAUAGCCGAAUACGGAGGAAUCCUUGAGAUCAACUCUGCUAGUUUACGAAAAGGAAUGCAAGAACCUUAUCCGAAGCAGGAAAUCUGUCAGGCAUUCCUUGAGCGUGAGGGCCGCUUUGCGCUAUCAGACGACAGUCACUCGGUGGAGCAAAUUGGCUUAAAUUAUCACCUCGUGUUACCGUUUCUCGAAGGGGCCGGCAUCAAGACGAUUCAUUAUCUGUCCCGUCGCAGCGCAAACUCGGUGUCGAAGCAUGAGGCUUCUGCGUCGGUCUCCGAGCUUUCGACUGAGGAUCUUAAAACAUUACCUUUUUGGAAUUAG